AAAAAACAUUGUUUUAAAAAUAAUGAAUGAAUAUUGCUGGUUUCCUUCAGAGUUUUUGUCAGGAAAAGCGACAUCGAUUUUUAAAAAAUAUGCUAUUAUUAUUUUAAAUCAGCCGUUAUCUUUAGAAUAUGAUAAAUUUUUAGUAUUAUGGAAAAAAGCAUCUUUGAAAAUAUGUGCUGAUGGUGGUGCUAAUCAACUUCAUAUGUUAUAUAAAGAUAAUCUUGAUAUUCUUCCAGAUUUUAUCAUCGGAGAUAUGGAUUCUUUGUCUAGUUGUGCUUUAGAAGCCUAUAGUUCAAAAGGUGUAAAAAUUAUAAAAAAUUUUGACAAGAAUUCUAGUGAUUUUGGAAAAUCUAUGGAUCUUAUUAACUCAAUUAAUCUUUCUGUUACAGAUGUAAUUGCUCUUGGUACAUUUUCUGGUCGUGUGGAUCAAUCUUUAGAAUCGAUAAAUCAAGCAUAUCUUGCAUCUCUUUUAACUCCUCCCAUUAACUUAUAUCUAUUUUCUGUAUAUAAUAUUACUUUUUUGCUCUUACAAGGAAUAAAUAAGAUACAUUUAGACUUAUCAAUUUUAGGGCCUCAUUGUGGACUUGUUCCGAUUGGGAAAAAAUGUAUCGUAACAACAGAAGGAAUGAAAUGGAAUAUGAAAAAUCAAGUAAUGGAGUAUGGCGGACUCAUUAGCACUAGUAAUAUGGUUUUUGAAAAUAUAAUUAUUGUGAAAACAAAUGAAAAGGUUUUAUUUACAAUAGAAAUUCGGUCGCAUGAUAAAAUAUUUUAAGA
This is a messenger RNA of Pneumocystis murina B123, 774 nucleotides long. RefSeq names its product thiamine pyrophosphokinase. Bases 23 to 772 code for a protein of 249 amino acids. The transcript is spliced from 5 exons. Gene Ontology annotation, biological process: thiamine metabolic process; thiamine diphosphate biosynthetic process. NCBI's taxonomy places the organism in Eukaryota, Fungi, Ascomycota, Pneumocystomycetes, Pneumocystales, Pneumocystaceae. Gene Ontology annotation, molecular function: ATP binding; thiamine diphosphokinase activity; thiamine binding. The record is from RefSeq and is a predicted model, not a curated record.